UCAAGUCGAACACACCUAUAGUGUUGCUGCUGCUGUGUAAGCAAAACACAACUAACAGAUCCCAGCUGAGACGGCGGACACAUCUUUAUUUCUGGUUCGUCGCCGGAAAAUAUUACACCGGUUCACCUCAGUACAAGAUCAGCAAAGAACAUACACAUGAGGUGACAUGGACCGUGUGGAUGUGUGUUAGCCCAGGUGUGUGUUUGCACCUCAACGGUGGCAGCUCUUGACUGACAGACCGAGUGUGUUUGCCUCUGCUUUUGCCCUAUGGUGUCCUUGUAAGUCUACCUGAGAGUGGUGAGAAAAGCAAGCGUCAUGUCGAGGGCGGACAGGGCGAUUAACAGUGAGGCGGGUGACUGGGGCUACAGCGAGGACGCUGGAGAAAGAGCAUGGCUCCUGCAGAGCCCCAGUGUGGACUCCAUCCAACCUCCUAAUCAAUCAGACGACAGACGGGGAGGGACUUCGUUACUCGGGGCUGUGUUUAUCGUGGUGAAUGCUGCCCUGGGAGCUGGUCUUCUCAAUUUUCCUGCUGCUUUCAACAUGGCCGGAGGCGUCACAGCUGGAGUGACCCUUCAAAUGUGUAUGAUGGUCUUUAUCAUCACUGGGCUGGUGAUCUUGGCUUAUUGUUCUCAGGUGAGCAACGAAACGACAUAUCAGGAGGUGAUUCGUGCCGUGUGUGGGAAAGUUCUUGGUGUGGUAUGUGAGCUGGCCAUCGCCGUUUACACAUUUGGCACCUGCAUAGCCUUCCUAAUUAUUAUUGGCGAUCAGUUAGACAAGCUGAUUGGUGCAAUAAACCAUGAGUCCGAGAAAAUGAUUAGCUCGCAGUGGUACACAGAUCGCAAGUUCACCAUCACUUUGACCUCACUGCUGAUCAUACUUCCUCUGUCUAUACCCAAAGAGAUUGGCUUUCAGAAGUAUGCCAGCACCCUGAGUGUUAUCGGCACCUGGUACGUGACAAUCAUAAUCAUCGUCAAAUACAUCUGGCCUGACGAAGACAUUUCUCCAGGGAUCAUCCCAGUCAGCCCUGCAUCCUGGACCGAUGUGUUCAAUGCCAUGCCCACAAUCUGCUUUGGGUUCCAGUGUCAUGUCAGCAGCGUUCCUGUGUUCAACAGCAUGAAGAAGCCAGAAAUCCGUCCUUGGUGGGUAGUUGUUACAAUCAGCAUGAUCAUCUGCCUCUUUGUGUAUACAGGCACAGGUGUCUGUGGCUUCCUGUCGUUCGGCUCGAGCGUAAGCCAGGAUGUUUUGAUGUCAUAUCCAUCUGAUGACAUCGCGGUGGCCAUUGCUCGAGCCUUCAUCAUCAUCUGUGUCGUUACCUCAUACCCAAUCCUGCACUUCUGUGGAAGGGCAGUGCUGGAAGGUUUAUGGUUGCGUUUUAAAGGAGAGGAGGUGGAGACCGAUGUGGCCAGGGAACGGAGACGGAGAAUACUGCAGACACUCGUCUGGUUUUGUCUCACAUUAAUUCUUGCUCUCUUCAUUCCUGAUAUCGGAAGAGUCAUUUCACUGAUUGGUGGUUUGGCUGCAUGCUUCAUCUUCGUUUUUCCAGGUUUGUGCUUGAUUCAGGCGAAGCUUUCAGAGCAUGAUGUCAGGUCAGCCAGUUGGAAGGGAAUGGUGGCCUAUGGGGUCGUUAUGGUCACGAUUGGUGCUUUCAUCUUUGGCCAGACGACUACAAAUGCCAUCUUCCAAGAUAUCAUCAAUCAUCCCAGCAGCCCAUAGACGGGUUGUGACCUCAUGAAUAUGGGUCUACGGACCAACAGAGACAACUUAAAAACCAAGGGAAUAAAGCCUGUCAAAAUCACGUCUACCACUGACCUCUAUGUUGUCUUCAGGGGACUGUUUGUAAUUUCUCAUAUUGUAAAGCGCAGCGGUCCCACAGAAGUCUGUACCUCUUGAUGUAGUGGAUCAUCCACCUGCAUGCAGCAUCAAACUCUCUGCUCUGGCUGUUUGUGAACGGAGGACCCCUGUGAAGGACACUGUACUUCACUAUAGCCUGAAUGCAUAUGGACAUUGUGUUAGAUCCUCCAGUGUUAGAUCUUCCAAAUAUAGCCUAUUACUUUUGAAAUGUAAUUUUGUUUUUUGUCCAUUCUCUUUUUUAAUUUUUAUAUAUUUUUUUAAGAAACUGAUUUUAUGAAAGCCUUAUAUACUUGACAUUGCAAAUGUGGUCAGUGUUCAUAGUGUUUACCCUUAGAAUCUUAUUGCAAACCUUUUUCUUCAUGACUUGCACUGCCAAGCCUGUAAUUCCAAUGUUUCAUAAGGUGUGUGCGUGUGUUUGUGCGUGCGUGUGUGUGUGUGCGUGCCUCCCUCCUUAGAUCGGAAAUUAGUUAUUUAAACUGUAUUUCAGAAAUACUUAAUGAAUGGUUUUUAUUCUCAUUUAAUGCAUUGUUGUUUUAGCCACAUUUUGUGAAUGUGUUUUUCAUGAAAUUUUUUGCUUAGGCCAAUGGUGCAAUAAUUUUCUGAUUUAACUAGUUCACUGAUACUUGAGUGAGACUAGAUGGUUAACUAAUAAUGUGAGAAUUAUUUUGUGUUUAUAUUAUUUUAGGGGAUAAAUUCUGGUACUGAAGUGUGCGAACGAGAGCGUAUAGGUCCCAUUAAACCAUUCUCCUAACAGUUUAAUUGUGCAAGUCACAACUGUGGUGUGCUGGCGAUCCUCUUUUGUACCACAUGCUCCAAUUUUCAAUAAUGUCUACAUAUGAAAAUUCCUCAUGGAUUUAAUCAGUAACACUAGAUGCAUGUUUGCUUUUCCACAAUCGUGUAUUAUUGAAUGUUUUUGCUGUUUCAGUGCAAUCACUAAAGGGAUGUUCCAUGAUAAAUCAGCAAAGCUGC
This is a messenger RNA of Puntigrus tetrazona (Sumatra barb), 2820 nucleotides long. It is a transcript of the gene slc38a7, whose product is annotated as solute carrier family 38 member 7. The transcript has 12 exons. Gene Ontology annotation, molecular function: L-serine transmembrane transporter activity; L-asparagine transmembrane transporter activity; L-aspartate transmembrane transporter activity. Gene Ontology annotation, biological process: amino acid transmembrane transport. The record is from RefSeq and is a predicted model, not a curated record. The coding region runs from base 316 to 1713 and encodes 465 amino acids. NCBI's taxonomy places the organism in Eukaryota, Metazoa, Chordata, Actinopteri, Cypriniformes, Cyprinidae.